Messenger RNA from Colletotrichum abscissum, 1248 nucleotides. RefSeq lists its product as uncharacterized. Gene Ontology annotation, molecular function: hydrolase activity. The coding region runs from base 1 to 1248 and encodes 415 amino acids. NCBI's taxonomy places the organism in Eukaryota, Fungi, Ascomycota, Sordariomycetes, Glomerellales, Glomerellaceae. The record is from RefSeq and is a predicted model, not a curated record. The transcript has 2 exons.
AUGCGUGUCUCUCAGCUCAUGACCUUGAGCUCUGUGCUCUCCCUUGCCGCCGCCUCUCACAUCCAGCAGCCCAUCGGCGUCGAAUCUUCCCCGCCAACGCCUCACUCACCCUCAUCCGCCGCUCCUUCCUGGCGCGACGACCUCAUCUCUUUACAUCGAUCCCUCAUUGAGAUCCCCUCCAUCUCAGGCAAUGAGAGCGCCGCCGGGAAGUUCUUGGUCGAUUAUCUGACUGGCCGCGGCUAUGUCUCCUCUCUGCAAUUCCUGCCACCGCGCAACAACAACACGGAAGAGACCCCGAGGUUCAAUGUCCUGGCCUGGAAGACGAACCAACGCCAGCCCGCACCUCGCGUUGUAGUCACUUCGCACUACGAUGUUGUGCCGCCUCAUAUUCCUUACGGCAUAUCCGAUGACAAAAUCACUCCCGACACUCGUAUUAGUGGAAGAGGAAGCGUUGACGCCAAGGCUAGUGUUGCGGCUCAGAUCAUUGCUCUCGAGGACCUGUUCGAGGCCGGCAAAGUCAACCCCGAAGAUGCCAUGCUCUUAUUUGUCAUUGGUGAGGAGGACACUGGCGAUGGAAUGCGUUUCUUUUCCGAUUCCCUCCAGGCAGCCGACCCGCCGGUGCAAUUUGAAUCCGUCAUCUUCGGAGAGCCUACGGAGAACAAGCUCGCUUGCGGUCACAAGGGUGGUGUCUUUUGCGAUAUCUCGGCCAAGGGCGUCGCUGGACACUCUGGCUACCCAUGGCUCGGCAAGUCGGCCAACGAAAUCAUGAUCAAGGCCCUCGCCAAGAUUAUCACGACAGAUCUCGGAAGCACUGACAAGUGGGGCAACACCACCGUCAAUGUUGGCCAGUUCAACGGCGGCGUUGCUCAGAAUGUCAUUCCUGCCUCUGCUCUGGCAAGGAUCGCGGUUCGGGUUGCCAUUGGCCCCGAAAAGGACGGCGGCAACAUUGUCAAACAGAGAAUCCAGAAGAUUCUCGACGAAACCGAUGCCGAGUCCCUCGAGUUGACCUGCACCCACGGAUAUGGCGUGGUGGAGGCCAACUGUGACGUUGAUGGAUUUGAUACCCUUGUGGCCAACUAUGGAACUGACAUUCCUAACCUUAAGGGCUCGCACACUCGCUACCUGUAUGGACCAGGCACGAUUUUGGUUGCACAUGGCCGCAACGAAAACAUCACCGUUGCUGAGCUUGAGGAAUCCGUGGGAGGUUACCAAAAGUUGAUCCUGCAUGCUCUCAAGGACUCUGCUUAG